GGGGUUCGUGGUUAUAUGAUCCCUUUGUGUUACAGAUGCUUCCACAGAAUAUAUUGGUGCAAUGUUGUUUAUUAGAAAUCAUACAUGACCACAAUGUCUUGAGGAAAUUUACAUAUACUUCUCUAUCAGUGUCAUAUAAUUUCUUGAUAGCAGAGUCGCUUGGGGAACAGAAGUCUAAUAUGCAUUGUAACUCCACAGCACACACAAACAAUUUUUACAAGGAAAUACCUUAUUAAACUUGUAGUACUCAAAGUAUCACAUGGAGACAUUAGACUUUCUAAUCAGUGGUCAUCGAUACUUUCACAUUGGAAUUUAUUGUUUAAAACUUACUAAAAAUCAGAACAAUUUUCUGAGAGUUUAUUUUAUCUUCCACCAUUUCCAAGUACUAAUCAUUUUCUCAUAACUCUCAAUCCUCUUAUUACAAAGAAAUGUGUGGCAUUUGUUUCUUAACAUUGUAUGAAGUGGUCAUGUGAAAAACAAAAGCAACGUACUAUGGAUUAAAGAUGUCUCUGCCUUCAAGUCUUGUAUUGAAUAUGUUGUUCCCUUUUUUUCCAGAGGUGUGGAGAAAUCUCAUUUGAUAGCCCAGAGCAGAAUGCCAAAUGUGUUCGCAUGCUAGAUCAGAUGAUCCUCUUAAGUGUUGCUGAACUGAAAGUCCAAGCAAUCUCAUACAAUCUGGUUCAUGGAGAUGCACGCCUGAGAGGUCAGACAGGGUUUCUUUCUGAGCGACGUGGUUCCUACCCAUUCAUAGACUUCCGUCUUCUUAACAUAUGUUAUCCAAAGUGGGAAUGUGGGAUUUUGACAUUUUCCUGUUCGAUCGCUUGACAAAUGGAAACAGCCUGGUAACCUUGUUGUGCCACCUUUUUAAUAUACAUGGACUUAUUCAUCAUUUUCAGUUAGAUAUGGUUACAUUAUACAGGUUUUUAGGUAUGGUGCAGGAAGAUUAUCACAGCCAAAAUCCAUAUCACAAUGCUGUCCAUGCUGCUGAUGUCACGCAAGCUAUGCAUUGCUACUUAAAAGAGGCCAAGCUUGCUAACUUCCUCACCCCUCUGGAUGUUAUGCUUGGAUUAUUGGCUGCUGCAGCACAUGAUGUAGACCAUCCAGGAGUCAACCAGCCAUUUUUAAUAAAAACUAAACACCAUCUUGCCGGUUUAUAUCAGAAUGUCUCUGUAUUAGAAAACCAUCACUGGAGAUCUACAAUAGGCAUACUUCGAGAAUCAAGACUCCUUGCACAUCUGCCGAAAGAAGAGAGUCAUGACAUUGAACAACAGCUUGGUUCCCUGAUCUUGGCAACAGAUAUCAACAGGCAGAACGAAUUUUUGACCCAACUGAAAGCUCAUCUAAAAAACCAGGACUUGAAAUUAGAGGAUGCUUCAGACAGGCAUUUUAUGCUCCAGAUUGCACUUAAGUGCGCAGACAUUUGCAAUCCUUGCCGGCUCUGGGAGUUGAGCAAACAGUGGAGCGAGCGAGUUUGUGAGGAAUUCUACAGACAAGGUGAUCUGGAGCAGAAAUUUGACUUGGAAAUAAGUCCUCUUUGUAAUCAGAAGAAAGACACAAUACCUAGUAUACAAAUUGGCUUUAUGACUUAUAUUGUGGAGCCACUCUUUGAAGAAUGGGCCAACUUUACUGGGAACACUCAUUUAUCUGAAAACAUGCUAAACCAUCUGAGAAGAAACAAGACCAAGUGGAAGAGAUUGCUUCCUAAGCAACAUGGCAUCACCAUUGACCACUCACUUCAAAUUUCUGAAAACGAAGGACAGACUUUUAAUGAAGGAGAAACCCCAUAGAGGUGGCACAGCAACAAAAUCCUGCAGGUCUGUUGACCCAUCAUCAAGACAGAAAAUCAAGAAAGCAGGAGGAAAACUGAACCUGAAGUAACCUCCUAUUGGAAAAACCUACAUUAUUUGUAGGUUUGAUUCUGAAGUGCCACCAAAUUUUCCUUCUUCAUCUUAAUAUCUGAAGCCAUUCGUCACCGCUGAUCUCAAGCUUGGGUAAGAUAAUGAAACUGGACUGAUAAGCAGGAAUCAACUCAUAGGAAUAGUGGAGGACACAGGAAAGACCAGUGCAUUUUGGGUUAUCAAGUUGCAUUAACUUUGUGUGAUAUUGAUACAGGUGUUUUGAACAAAGGCUUGGAGUAAUGUACAUUGAAUUGGCAGCUGGGCUGCACAUAAAACUCACCACCAGCAUCAUCAGAAGACAUUUGGCCACACACAGAGAGAAGUUUUAACUGACUAAUGUCUUUUAUAAUUUUUGUAUUUGAUGCAUUGGAAAAGGCAUUUAAAGAACCUUGAAGUAAGAUUAUUCUGUGUACACAAUGAUUUUUUCAUAGUGGUACCCAUUGAUCAUUUUAAGCCACUUUAGAAAAAAGACUGACAUUCUCACCGAAAUAACAAUGUUUCCUCUCGAAUCAAAAGGGAAGAGCUGUAUAGUUUAAAUGUUCCCAGAUGUCUCUUUUGAUGGCUGUAUCUGUGGCCUGUUUAUAUCACACUUGUAUGUUUUUCAUUAUAUAUACAAAUAUAUAUAUUGAUAUUGAUAUUCUCAUGCCAAAAUACAAGUAUCAUGGAAAGCUACCUGUAUAGGCAAUGGCACUGUGAACAAAAUACUGUUAGUUUUAGUAUUUGUAAAUACUAUUAAUAUACUUUCGUUUGUUUGCAGAUAAAGGCCUUCAAGUUCCAGCAUACAGUACUUUAACUUUCUGAUGGCUACUGAAAGUCUUAUAUUUUAAGUGUUUUCAUUUGCCCUGCCAAGGAUUACGUGGUCAAUAUCUGCUGGAGGUUUUUGUUUGUUUGUUUGUUUUUUGUUUGCAGGUUUCAUUUGCAUUCAUUUGUGGGCAUGAGUUCCAGUAAAUUAAUGAAGAUGCCAUUCAGCACAAUUUUUGUCAUUUUAAAAAAAACUUCAGUGGAUAAAUCUAUAAACUUUGUUUUAUGUAAAAAUGCUAAUGCCAAACUGACCAAAUGAAAUUGGACCUUGAAGUAGCCAAGGGUUGCAUCAUAUCAAGUAGUUUUGUUAAAAGUCUCCAAGAUUAUUAUAUUAUGUUGAAGAUAUCCACAGGCAUUUCUAGUAAAAAUGUAAAAAUAAUGGCAGAGCCAUAAUCCUACAUGGUUUUACUCAGAAUUAUAUUUGCCCCCAAAGUGUCCAGUUCUUUUUGUCAUAAACUGAGGUACACUUGCUGUUGUUAGUUGCAAAGUUGUGUCUGACCCAUUGUGAUCCCAUGGACAACAUUCCUCCAAGCCUCCCUGUC
Messenger RNA from Thamnophis sirtalis, 3238 nucleotides. NCBI's taxonomy places the organism in Eukaryota, Metazoa, Chordata, Lepidosauria, Squamata, Natricidae. The record is from RefSeq and is a predicted model, not a curated record.